GAAUACUCCCCAUAUCAACGGUCGACGUGGUAUCUAACUCGACUGUUUCAAAAAAAUCACGAGGACUACAGCUCAUGAUUGGGACUGUUUGUUUCCAACGAUAGUUGCCAACCUCAAUCCUGUCUAGUAUCUGUUCAGUGACCCGAUUACUUCCUAGUGAUCAGACUGGAGAGACACCGAAAUCCCAAACGCUUGAGCGUUUGCUACGAGACAUACAGGUACGUCCUUCGCCGCAUCACGGAACUGCUAUUCGAACCGCCUUCAGAACCCAUCCAUAUCGCCGCUUGCCAGCAGAUAAAAAUCCGGUGGAAAGGAAGAACGCCCAGGCCAGGUAUUUUCCUCCAACAGCACCACAUUGUCAGCAUAUUCCAUCAUUAUCAUUGCCCGAACGUGUAUAACCUGCUGAAACACGGUCAUUAAGGAACCACCGAAUCGAAAAUCAUCCUACACACAUUAUCACCAUGGCCGGGCAACAAAAGGCCAACGCCGCCGUCCCCUCUCCAUCAACAAAACCCGCCGGUCAAGGUGCCGGUGUGGUUCCCGAGAACCUCUACCACACGACCCUGACCGUAAUCGACCACCACGCCACCACCUCCGGCGCCAUCAACAACCUGCACGUCCUCGGCACGCACACCACCUUAGACGCCGCCAAGGCCUUUGCCUACCACGAUGCCCUCCGAUCCCUUAACUACCAACCCUACGACUUUAGCAUCUACGCCACCCGCGAGAGCUUCGGCAUGCCUCUUGAGGGGCAACCACCGACAACAGCAGCACCAGUAGCAGCAACAGCCGCGGCACCCGCAACAACACCCAAACCGACAACAGCAGCAGCGAAAGUUGCGGCGGAAAACUCGGGGGCAUACGAAAGUGGUUACUCUACAGACACAGGCGCCGCCUCCGACACCGACACCGGCGGCCCUCCCAUCUGGCCCUACGGCGAUGAAGUCCUAGUCUACGCCAAGGCGCGUGGCGGCCAGGAGUUUCUCCUUGGCGUCGUCGAGACGCCUAACACGGAGCAUCUUGCUUCGGGAGGGGCCGUGUAUGGGAAUACUCCGGUGCUUCCUACCAAGUCCAAGUCCACCAAACCCACCUCCACUACCUCCCCCAAAUCCAAAUCAAAGCAGCCACUCGAGAAAGAGGAAGAGGCCGAACCCUCCGACACCGAACUCUCCUACGUAAUCCAAACCAAAACCGACUACAACCAAGCCCUCGCCCCAGGCCAACCCGAGCCCACCACGCGCCCCCGUCGCCGCUCCUCCAUCACCCGGCUCUUCCAAGCCUGCGAGAUCGAGGCUUGUUUCCCGCACAAGAGCGACGCCAUCGACUUUGCUCGGCGCUGGCUCGACUCCAAAAAGGAUUCGGGCAUGUUUGUGCAGUAUGAUGAACAACAAACACCGCGCUCUCUCCCGACUUUAAGCAAAGAAGAAGAAGAAGACAACGAAGAAGGGCAGCAAAUUUGGCCGUUUGGAGAAGAUGUGCUUGUUCAUGCAGUCGCCUCGACGGGGGAGAAUUAUUGUGUGGCGGUUCGGACGGCGGAGGGGGCGAGGGAGAGGUUUGGGAAGAAGGUGGUGAGGAGAGGGGGGAGGGAGGUGCCCAGGGAGGAGGGUGGUGUGAGGAGUUAUUAUGAGGAUAGUCCCAAGAUUGCGACGUGAGUUGGGUUGAAUUGGGGAUGGUUGUAUUCGGGGACAGAAGGGGGGGUGAUGAUGGCAGGUGGUGAUGGGAGGUGGGAGGAAAAUGGCAGGAAAAUGGCAAGGAAAAUGGGAGGAAUGGAUGGGGGUCGGAGACGUUCGUCGGAGUCAGAUCGGAGA
Messenger RNA from Neurospora tetraspora, 1808 nucleotides. RefSeq lists its product as uncharacterized. NCBI's taxonomy places the organism in Eukaryota, Fungi, Ascomycota, Sordariomycetes, Sordariales, Sordariaceae. The coding region runs from base 462 to 1652 and encodes 396 amino acids. The record is from RefSeq and is a predicted model, not a curated record. The transcript has a single exon.